AAUGUGAACAAAUCUGUACGGUACCGAUUGGAUUUAUUUGACUACAUGUGAAGGUAGACUCUCUUUACACACCGGCAACUGUGAAGGUGGGCCCUCUGAGACACCCUAAGUUGAUUGACAUUAUCUGUUGGCUGCGUUUCUUCUCCACAAUCAACAAUUUGCUCUUUCAUCAGUAGUCUCUUUGUGUUUGUGUUUGUGUUAUCAAUCAAAAAGAGUUCCUAUUCUUGAUUUUCAAAAAACCCAAAAAAAAAAAAAACAAAAAUCCCAUUUCCAAAGUAUGGCUUGGGCUCUUGUUUCUACCAUCGUGGACCAGCUUGGUUCACUCAUUGCUUCAGAGUUCACUGGCCAGCUUUGUUCGCUUUUUGCUUCAGAGGUUGCGUCGAUUGUAAAUGUCAAGGAAGAAGUCAAAAAGCUUGAACGCAAAUUCCACGAGAUCCAGGCAAAGCUCAACGAUGCAGAGGAAAGGCAAGUGAAGGAGAAAGCUGUGAAGCUUUGGUUAGAAAAGCUCAACGACGUAUCCUACGAGAUGGACGACGUGUUGGAUGAGUGGAACACUGCUAAGAUCAAAGCAGAUAUUGAGAAAGAAGAAGAAGCUGAAACUAGUACUGCUAAGAGGAGGAAGGUAUUGUCCCUAACCAACUUGAAUUCCUCAGUUUCUACUGUUUCUCAGCAUCGUGAUAUUGCUCUUAAGAUAAAGAAAAUUACUGAAAAGUUAGAUGAGAUUCACAGAGAGGGAGAUAUGUACCAGUUUGUACUGACUAGUGGCAAUGAAGAAGUUGUGAGACCACCAACUGAUUCCCACGUUGAUGUUUCGAACAUUCUAGGUCGUGAUAAGGUUAAGGGUGAUCUAGUGAACAUGCUAUUGGGCAGGGGUAAUGAAGAAGAAAGAAGCCCACAUGUCAUCUCUUUAGUGGGCAUGGGCGGUGUUGGAAAAACCACUCUUGCUCAACUAGCCUAUAAUGAUAGUGAGUUGAAUUCGGCCCAUUUUGAGAAAAAAGGGUGGGUUUGUGUUUCUGAUCCUUUCGAUAAGUUUAUGGUUGCCAAAGCAAUCAUUCAAGCUUUUGGAGGUGAUGUCUCCAACAUUACUCAAUGGUCAAGUCUAAUGGAUAAAAUGUGUGAAACGAUUCAGGGAAGGAAGCUUUUUCUUGUCUUUGAUGAUGUGUGGACUGAAGACUCUAUGUUGUGGGAGCCAUUCAGGCUUGCACUCCAAAAUGUUGCCCAAGGCAGUAGAAUUCUAGUCACUACACGUAAAAGUGAAGUUGCAGAUGUUAUGGGAAGUGCAAAAAGGAUCAAUUUGGAGGAAUUGUCUAAUAAUGACUGCUGGUCGAUUUUUAGUACAAUAGCAUUUUUUGGCAGGGAUUUUGAGCAACAUAAGGAUUUAGAAGAGAUUGGUAGGAAAAUAUCAGACAAGUGCAAAGGCUUGCCCCUUGCUGCAAGGACUCUAGGGAGUCUCAUGCGCUGCAAGAGUCACAAGGAACAGUGGGAGAUGGUUUUUUGUAGUAGAUUGUGGGAAUUACAAGACGUUGAAAGAGGUCUUUUUGCACCAUUGUUACUGAGUUAUUAUGAUUUGCCCUCACCACUGAGACGGUGUUUCUCAUAUUGUGCUGUCUUUCCAAAAGAUUAUGUCUUUUCUGAAGAAGAUUUGGUAUCUAUGUGGAUGGCACAAGGUUAUAUUAAGUCAAAUGCAAACAUGGAGAGAAUUGUGGCAAGAGAAUACUUAGAAAUUUUACUCAUUCGCUCUCUGUUCCAAGAUUUUAGGGAUUAUGGAUAUAAAGAAAAUAUUAUGAGGUUCAAGAUGCAUGAUAUAGUGCAUGAUUUGGCACAAUUCAUGGCAAAAAAUGAAUGCAUCACAAUCAAUGGUUACGAAGAGUCCAGGCCAAAUCUUCAAAAUGCUCGACAUUUGUAUUUAGAAAUUCCACAAAAUGCUCAAAUUCCUGAGUCCAUCUACAGCACAAAAAAUCUACGCACCCUCAUUUUCGUUGGUCUUAGAGCUCAUAACUUGUCCAAGUUGUUCCAACAUUUUAAACGGUUACGGACAUUAACUUUGAGUUAUCAACGUGGGACAAAGGCAAUGAAACUUCCAGAUGCUAUAGGAAAUUUGUUACAUUUAAGAUAUCUCAAAAUAUGUUAUUACUCCGGAGGAGACAUAUUGCCUGAAACCAUCUGUAAUCUUUGCAAUCUACAAAUUUUGAAUAUUGCAAUUACUUUUGAAAAUGCGCUCAGGAAAUUACCUCAGGGGAUGAGUAAACUGAUUAACUUAAAACAUCUUAUUUUGAAUGAAGAUGAUAUUUGGAGCCUUAGGUUUAAGUUUCCAAGAGAGAUUGGGAGAUUGAGCUCUCUUAGAAAAUUAAGUUAUUUCUGUGUGGGUGGCAGGGAUGAUAGCCAAAGAUGUGAACUCGGAGAAUUAAAAUAUUUGAACCACCUUCAAGGAACUCUUAAAAUAUAUGGGCUGGGGAACGUGGUAGAUGUGUGUGAGGCCGAGAAUGCAGAGCUCAAAAAAAAGAUAGGCCUCUGUGAUUUGUAUUUGCGCUUUUCUGAAGAGAACGUAGAGAAUCAUGGAGGAAGAAUGGAGACUGAUGUAUCAGUUCUGAAUGCCUUAGAGCCACCUCCAGGCUUGGAGAACUUAGAAAUUGAUCGGUACCAGGGCACCACAAUGUUCCCUAAUUGGAUGAUGUCCCUAGCCAAAUUGAAAAGCCUUACUCUGUCUUCUGGCUUAAAUUUAGAGCGUUUACCUCCUUUGGGAAAGCUUCAGUUCCUUGAAUAUUUACUUAUAGGUAAGAUUCAGAUCCUUGAAUAUCAUCUUAUAGGUGCUACUGAUUUUCCAUUCAAAAAGGUGGGUGUUGAAUUUUUGGGAAUAGAAUCUGAAAACAAGAAAGACGGCAUAAUCAAAAUAUUCCCAAAUUUGAAAACUCUCCACUUUUAUUUUUUGCACAAGUGGGAAGAAUGGAUUGGGAUUGAAGGACAAGAAGAGGACGAUUGUAUUAUUAUAAUGCCCUGUCUUCAAAAGUUGGAAAUUUACGACUGCCCAAAGUUAAAGUCCUUGCCAGGCUUCCUUUUUAAAACUUCAUUGCAGGAGUUUGAGGUGCAUAGCAGUCCAAUUCUCAGCAAACGUUACCAAAUAGGGACAGGAGAGGACUACGCCAAGAUUUCCCAUAUCCCAAACAUCAUGAUUGAUUUUAUUGAAGUGCAAAGAGACAGUCAAGAGGUUAUUCUAUCAGAUGAUGAAGGAAGAGUCUGAUGAAGAGUUUGACCAAGAAGAGGAGUUUGAGGACGAAGAAGAGGGCCAAUGAUCUUUGCGUUUCUAGGUUCACAAAUUCUAGCUACAAGUAGAGAUUUAUCAAUGUUGAUUUGUGUGUGUGUUUGUGUCGCCAAAGUUCAUUUUCGGCUUGAUUAAGUGUUGCAAAAGCCUGAUCCAGUCAGGAGUGAAAUUCUGCCGCUUCCAACUUCGAUUUCAACACUUGUAGCACUUCACCUCACCAAUGUGAGAGUCAUCGCCAACUCUAGCACUGGGCCGGUGAUAAUUUCUUCAACUAUUUUGCAUGUGUGACUACAAGCAAGGUGUGGAGAAACAGUGAAGAAUGCUAAUAACGUGGGAGGCUGAGUUCUAAUAAGGAAAGAUCUUCUUUCCUUGACUUUUCUUCUCCAUGAUUUCAACAAUUGCAACUUUGUAGAAUAGUUUCAAUUGCUUUUAGGUGGAAGCUUUUAAUGCUCUGUUUUCUUGUCUCCUUUGUAAGUUCUAUAUAUAGCUUCUACAAUUAUGCAUGUAAGGCAUCUAAUAAGAAAGAAGUGAUAUAGCUAUUUAAUUAGAAGUGUAGGGAGAUAGCAAAUAAGUGUGAGGAAAUAAGUAGUGAUUGAAAUAGUGAAGAAUGGUGUGUGUAGCAAAGUGUGCGUAAUGUAUUAAGCAUCAAUAAAAAUUCUAUUUUAUUGAUUACUCCUUUGUGUAUUUUAUUCGAGUGUGGUGAAAUUUAUCACAAAGUAUUUGACAAAAUACUUUUCUUUUAAGUGUCAAAUUUAUUUUGACAAAGCUUCCACAGUGGCAAAUCUCUACAACCAGCCCAAUACAAAUAACAAUCCACAUAAUUACAUGAAAACGAUGAAAUUUAAGAUCAAUAGUUACAAAUAAUUUGUCAUGGAAUUGUCCACCCACAAAAAGUCCUAACAUUUAUAAUGGCACAUUUCUGAGUAAUCCAUAUUAUAUGGUGGAAGGUGAUAGGUGACAUCUAUAUUUCAACAAUUUUCAACUUAUGAAAAUUCUACCCUUAAGUUUUAGGGUUUGGAAUUUAGUUUGCUUAUUUUCAUGGUUAACCCUAUGUUUGGUUGGAGGGAGGUUGCUGGAAAUUCCAGCCUCCUUCUGGCCACCUCCCCUCUACUACCCGUCUACUCUCCCUCCAUCCAAACAUAGAAUUAGGGUACUGAUUUCAAAGAUUGGAUACAAAACAAUGUAGAUUUCUUGUCCUUGUGAUUUAGGACUUAGGAGUUUCCUACCACGGAAGAAGGGUAAGAGUGGGGUGUUAGCACUAGGAGUGGAGGGGAUUGACAUGG
Quercus lobata is the source of this 4542-nucleotide messenger RNA. RefSeq names its product putative disease resistance protein RGA3. The transcript has 3 exons. The coding region runs from base 278 to 3238 and encodes 986 amino acids. Gene Ontology annotation, molecular function: ADP binding. Lineage: Eukaryota; Viridiplantae; Streptophyta; Magnoliopsida; Fagales; Fagaceae. The record is from RefSeq and is a predicted model, not a curated record.